GGUGGUGCGUCUUCUGUCGGGUUUGUUCCGUCCUGCUCGUAAGCUACGGCAUUUGCUCCCGGGCUUCUCCUUUGAGACAUUGCCUGCUGUGUUUGGGUUAAAGCUGGAGGUCCGCCCAUGCUGCUGGGAGCUGGGUGCUCUGUGGUAGGAGGGCUGAGGAUUGAACAUGAAGAAGUCGGGCUGGGGUCACGGGAGUGUGUGCUGUGGGCUUUUAAAACGCCGUCCCUACGUAAACUGUCCUGCAAGGGCUCCGUCCCGUGGAAGAUGAAGAGCUGAGGCAAUCUUCUGUGAGUCCAGGCAAAUCCAACGCGCCAUAAGGUUUGGGAAGGCUUUUGGAUCAUUGUCUGGGUGUCAGGGCACAGCCUGCUGGAGGCACUGGAAGUGGACUGGUUCCUGGUCAUGCCCGGUGGAAGGAGGGGACCCAGCCGGCAGCAGCUAAGCCGUUCAGCUUUGCCUUCCCUCCAGACUCUGGUUGGCGGGAGCUGUGGAAACGGUACUGGUUUGAGAAACAGGAAUGGUAGUGCCAUCAGCCUCUCAGCACCUCCGAUCACAGCACUGAUUACUCCAGAGCCUGUGCGUCACUGCCGGAUCCCUGAACUGCCGUUGGAUGGGAGCCUUCUCUUUGAAUUCCUGUUCUUCAUCUACCUUCUGGUAGCCCUCUUCAUUCAGUACAUCAACAUCUACAAGACUGUCUGGUGGUACCCAUACAAUCACCCUGCUUCCUGCACCUCACUGAAUUUUCACCUCAUUGACUACCACCUGGCAGCGUUCAUCACAGUGAUGCUGGCACGGAGGCUGGUGUGGGCCAUUAUCUCUGAGGCCUCUCAAGUGGGUGCAACAUCACUGAUUUGCUACGUGGUGCGCCUGGUGCUGCUCACCCUCUGUGGAUGGGUGCUCUGCUGGACUCUAGUCAACCUCUUCCGCAGCCAUUCUGUUCUCAACCUUCUCUUCCUGGGCUACCCGUUUGGUGUCUACGUCCCUCUGUGCUGCUUCCACCAGGACAGCAGAGCACAGCCUCUACCUUCAGACUGUGGUUACUUGGUACAGGACCAGGUGGCAGAUGAUGGGGCUUCAGCUGUCAGCAGCCUGGUCAAAGACUUCUUCUCGCUUCUGUGGGAAUCUCUGAGAGAACAGUUCAAUAAUCCUACGUCUAUCCCCACCCACAGCUGCCCGCUUUCCCCAGAUCUCAUACGCAAUGAGGUGGAGUGCCUAAAAGCAGACUUCAACCGCAGGAUCAAGGAAGUUCUCUUCAACUCUCUCUUCAGUGCCUACUAUGUGGCAUUCCUGCCACUGUGCUUUGUGAAGAGCACCCAAUACUAUGACAUGCGCUGGUCCUGUGAACACCUCAUCAUGGUGUGGAUCAAUGCCUUUGUCAUGCUCACCACGCAGCUGCUGCCUCCCAAGUACUGUGACCUGCUCCACAGGUCUGCCGCCCACCUCGGCAAGUGGCAGAAACUAGAACAUGGCUCUUACAGCAAUGCUCCACAGCACAUCUGGUCAGAAAACACAAUAUGGCCACAGGGAGUUCUGGUGCGACGGAGCCGGUGCCUUUAUAAAGCAGUUGGGCCUUACAACGUAGCAGUGCCUUCAGACGUGUCCCAUGCCCGCUUUUAUUUCCUCUUUCACCGUCCCUUACGGCUGCUCAACCUGCUGAUUCUCAUCGAAGGCAGUGUGGUCUGCUACCAGCUGUACUCCCUGCUGCGCUCAGAGAAGUGGAACCACACCCUCUCCAUGGCCCUCAUCCUUUUCUGCAAUUAUUAUGUCUUAUUUAAGCUCCUCCGGGACCGGAUAGUAUUAGGCAGGGCAUACUCCUACCCGCUUAACAACUAUGGACUCAAGGCACAGUAGGCCAACCAAUCUUCUCUUCCUCAUCCCACAGGGUAGGGAGGGAACUGCAGAAAAAAAAUAUUUUCAUAC
Messenger RNA from Ficedula albicollis (Collared flycatcher), 1917 nucleotides. RefSeq names its product transmembrane protein 39A (gene TMEM39A). Bases 400 to 1848 code for a protein of 482 amino acids. Gene Ontology annotation, biological process: negative regulation of autophagosome assembly; negative regulation of autophagosome maturation. Lineage: Eukaryota; Metazoa; Chordata; Aves; Passeriformes; Muscicapidae. The record is from RefSeq and is a predicted model, not a curated record. Gene Ontology annotation, cellular component: endoplasmic reticulum membrane. The transcript is spliced from 9 exons.